ACGGAAAAUCAUUGGAAAGGUUAUCAGCAUGACCCAAUCUGCUUUUCUAGAGGGAAGGCAACUUAUUGAUAGUGUCUUGGCACUCAAUGAACUGGUGCAUGAUUUCAAAAGAAGGAAGGAAAUGGGCAUCUUGUUUAAGGUAGACUUUGAAAAGGCUUUUGACUCAGUUGACUGGGAUUACCUUGAUUCUAUGCAGUCUUCCUUGGGGUUCGGAGACAAAUGGCGUGGGUGGAUUAAAGAGUGCUUAACUUCUGCAUCUAUUUCAAUUCUUGUUAAUGGGAGCCCCACGCAGGAAUUCAAAAUGCAAAAAAGGCUUAGGCAAGGUGACCCCCUUUCUCCUUACCUUUUUUUAAUAGUUGCUGAAGGUCUGCAUGCUCUUGUUCAUGAAGCUGAAAAGAAAAAUCUCCUUACUGGUAUAGUUGUUGUUAGAGAUUUAUCUGUUUCCCACCUCCAAUUUGCUGAUGACACUAUUCUCCUUGGGGAAGCUUCUCUUAAGUCAAUCAGAGCAUUCAAAUUUAUCUUUAGAUGGUUUGAAAUUAUCUCAGGGAUUAAAAUAAACUUCAGCAAAAGUACCUUGUAUGGUAUUAAUAUUGAGGAGAAUUGACUUAAUAUGGCUGCCUCUACCCUUAAUUCAAAGUGUGAGCACCUGCCCUUCCUUUUCUUAGGACUCCCUGUUGGUGGCAACCCUCAUCAUCUCAGAUUCUGGAAACUAGUGGUUGAGAAGUUCUAGUCUAAGUUGGCAACUUGGAAGGGAAAGCUUUUAUCAUUUGGAGGACGCAUCACACUCCUCACGUCGGUACUUUUGGCUCUCCCUCUUUUUUACCUUUCUAUUUUUAAGGUCCCUAAAGGUGUUGUUAGUGAGUUAGAGAAAAUAAAAAAAAAACUUUGGU
Rubroshorea leprosula is the source of this 890-nucleotide messenger RNA. The record is from the annotation of a GenBank genome assembly. NCBI's taxonomy places the organism in Eukaryota, Viridiplantae, Streptophyta, Magnoliopsida, Malvales, Dipterocarpaceae.